This is a messenger RNA of Hibiscus syriacus, 908 nucleotides long. RefSeq lists its product as uncharacterized. The coding region runs from base 82 to 831 and encodes 249 amino acids. Lineage: Eukaryota; Viridiplantae; Streptophyta; Magnoliopsida; Malvales; Malvaceae. The record is from RefSeq and is a predicted model, not a curated record. Gene Ontology annotation, molecular function: zinc ion binding. The transcript has 4 exons.
UCUCUCUCUCUUCUGCUAAUUCCACUAUCUUGAUAACUGCUACAGCUCAAGCACGAGGAUCUCUUCUUUCAACUCUUUAUAAUGAUGAUCAUGGGAAUUCAAAGGCCUGCAUGGUUGGAAGCCAUCGACGCCCAGAAAUUCUUCGUGGGGUGUUCUUACCAUAAGAGUGCAAAGAAGAACGAAAAGAACGUGUUUUGUCUGGAUUGUUGCAUCAGUAUCUGCCCUCACUGCGUACCAUCACAUAGUUUCCACAGGCUUCUUCAGGUUCGUCGAUACGUCUAUCAUGAUGUCGUCAGAUUGGAAGAUCUUCAAAAGCUUAUAGAUUUCUCUAAUGUCCAGGCCUAUACUAUAAACAAUGCAAAAGUGGUGUUCAUAAAGAAAAGACCUCAAAACAGGCAAUUCAAAGGGGAUGGAAAUUACUGCACUUCAUGUGACAGAAGUCUCCAAGAGCCAUUCAUCCAUUGCUCUCUAGGGUGCAAGGUGGAUUAUGUGUUGAAACAUUACAAAGACCUCUCUCCAUUCUUGACGAAUUGCAUCAGUUUGACACUCAGCCCAGAUUUCCUUAUCCCGCAAGAAAUUAUAGACGGCGAAAUGACAAACGAGACGCCACGUUCAACGAUAGUAGAGGAUGAUGAUGAGUCAAUUAUAAGGUGGUCAUCAGGACCCGAUGACAUGAGCAUGGGUUACGGGUGUGAUCAGAUUGUGAGGAAGAAGAGAAAUGGUCUAUAUUUGUGUGGAAGAUCAGCUACCAAGAUUUCUGAUGAUCAAGACAUGGUUAUCAGUAUAAUCAAUAGAAGGAAAGGCAUCCCCCAUAGAUCUCCUCUAUGUUAGCCAAAAAAAAAGAGCUUAGUUUCAAAAUGCUUUAACCUCUGCUUUUUUCUUUUUUAUAUAUUCUCAACUUGGUCGGG